CCUGGGAGCAGAAGUCUCCGCUACACCUAUGUCGGCGCUGUUUUGGGGGAAGCGGAUCGUGACAGGCCAGCAGCGGCGGACUGUAAACAUGGCGGCGUGCACAGCUAAAGGGCUGUGCCGAACAUCCCGUUAUUAUUAGUCUGAGAGACGGAGACACCCCGAAAAUGGAGACCGAGGAGGAGCAGCACAUAACGACGCUCCUCUGCAUGGGGUUCCCGGACCCCGACGUGAUACGAAAAGCGCUCCGGCUGGCAAAGAACGACAUCAACGAGGCAGUGGCGCUCCUGACGAACGAAAGCCCCGGACUCGGGUAUGGAUACGAGCUGAUGGAGAGCGGGCCUGCCCCCGGCUUGGGCUCGAGCGGAGAUGGGGAAAACAGCGGGAGGACCGGGACUGGAGGGUUUGACCCGCCUCCAGCAUACCACGAUGUGGUGGAUAGCGAGAGGAGCAAUGAUGAGAAUGGGAAUUGCUCAGGAGGAAGCAUGGAGUUUCCCACCACUAACCUGUACGAGCUGGAGAGCAGAGUCUUUACUGACCACUGGUCCAUACCUUACAAGAGAGAGGAGUCCCUGGGCAAGUGUCUCAUUGCCUCCACCUGCCUUGCUCGUCACGGUCUUGCUGACGCAGAUGAGAACUGCAAGCGCUUUAUGGAUCGGUGCAUGCCAGAGGCCUUUAAAAAGUUGCUGACCAGCAGUGCUGUACACAAAUGGGGCACCGAGAUUCACGAGGGAAUCUACAACAUGCUCAUGUUGCUGGUGGAGUUGGUUGCAGAGAGGGUGAAGCAGGACCCAGUGCCUGUAAACCUGAUGGGAGUCCUGACCAUGGCCCUUAACCCUGAUAAUGAGUACCAUUUUAAGAACCGGAUGAAGGCCUGUCAGAGGAACUGGGCCGAAGUUUUUGGAGAUGAGGCCAAUAUGUUUGCCGUCUCUCCUAGCAACGCCUAUCAAAAAGAGCCUCACGGUUGGCUGGUUGAUUUGGUGAAUCGGUUUGGAGAAUUGGGAGGAUUCACUGCAAUACAGGCAAAACUCAACACAGAGGAAAUCGAAAUCGCUUGUGUAUCUGCUCUGGUCCAGCCUCUUGGUGUUUGCGCUGAAUACCUAAACUCCAGCCUUGUCCAGCCCAUGCUUGAUCCAGUCAUUCACAAGAUGAUCACAUACGUACAGAACCUGGAGGAAAAGGACCUUAAAGACAAGCGUCUGGUGAGCAUCCCAGAUCUGCUGUCGGCCAUCAAGUUGUUGUGUAUGAGGUUCCAGAGGGAACUGGUCACUGUUGUGGACGACCUGCGGCUAGAUACACUUCUGCGUAUGCUCAAAACCCCCCAUUUCUCGACCAAGAUGAACUCCCUCAAAGAGGUGACAAAGUUAAUAGAAGAGAGCACAGUGUCAAAGACAGUGAAGAACGCUAUUGACACUGAUAAACUGCUAGACUGGCUUGUAGAGAACUCAGUCCUGUCAAUAGCACUGGAAGGUAACAUUGAUCAGGCUCAAUACUGUGAGAGGAUUAAGGGAAUCAUUGAGCUGCUGGGGAGUAAACUGUCUCUUGAUGAACUCUCCAAGAUCUGGAGAAUACAGGCAGGCCAGUCAUCAACUGUGAUAGAAAACAUUCAUACAAUAAUUGCUGCUGCUGCUGUGAAGUUCAGCUUCGAUCAACUCACCCACCUCUUCGUCCUCAUACAAAAGAGCUGGGAGGUUGAGAGUGACCGUGUUAGGCAAAAGCUGCUCAGUUUGAUCGGGAGGAUAGGCCGAGAAGCUCGCUCCGAAACUACAACAGGAAAGGUGCUGGAGGUGCUGUGGGAGCUGGCUCACCUCCCCACCCUGCCCACCAGUCUAGUUCAGCAGGCGCUGGAGGAGCACCUGGGGAUCCUGAGUGACGCCUACGCUGUCAAGGAGACCGUGAAACGGAGUUACAUCAUUAAAUGUAUUGAGGACAUUAAGAAGGCCUCUCAGCAGAGCAGUCCUCAGUCGGUCUGGGUCGUUCCUGCCCUACGCCAGUUGCACGAGAUAACCCGUUCUUUCAUCAAACAGACCUAUCAGAAACAAGACAAGAGCAUCAUCCAGGACUUGAAGAAGAACUUUGAGAUCGUAAAGCUGAUCACUGGAUCCCUUGUCUGCUGCCAUCGACUCGCCGUGACGGCUGCGGGUAAUAAUGGCCUCUCAGGCUCCACCCUGGUGGAUGGACGAUACACCUACCAGGAGUAUCUGGACAGCCACCUGCGCUUCCUGGCCUUCUUCCUCCAGGAGGCCAGCCUCUACCUGGUCUGGAACAGAGCCAAGGAGCUCUGGGAGUGCCUGGUGUCAGGACCGGAUGUUUGUGAGCUCGACCGUGAGAUGUGUUUUGAGUGGUUCACCAAAGGACAGCAUGACCUUGAGAGUGAUGUUCAGCAGCAGCUCUUCAAGGAGAAGAUCUUAAAACUGGAGCCUUAUGAGAUCACCAUGAAUGGUUUCAAUCUAUUUAAGACUUUCUUUGAGAAUGUGAAUCUGUGUGACCAUCGUCUGAAGCGCCAGGGAACUCAGCUGUGUGUGGAGCGCCUUGACCUGUCAGGGAUGGAUUUUAUCUGGCGCAUCGCCAUGGAAACCCCUGAUGAAGAGAUAGCCAACGAAGCAAUCCAGCUCAUUAUCACAUACAGCUACACCAACCUUAAUCCCAAGAUGAAGAAGGAUUCCGUGUCUUUGCACAAGAAGUUCAUUGCUGAUUGCUACAAGCGACUAGAGGCAGCAAGUUCGGCCCUGGGUGGGCCUACUUUGACACAUGCUGUUACUAGAGCAACCAAGAUGCUGACGGCCACUGCAAUGCCGACUGUGGCCACAUCUGUACAAUCACCAUCCAGGUACAGAGGGGGGUUUGGAUCCACUAAGCUGGUGAUAAUUGAACGACUGCUGCUAUUGGCUGAGCGCUACGUCAUCACUAUUGAGGAUAUGUACUCAGUUCCUCGCACUAUUCUACCUCACGGGGCUUCGUACAAUGGGCACCCUGUCACUCUUCACAUCACCUUUGAGUCAACCAAAGAUACUUUUUCCUUAGAGACCCACAGUAAUGAGACAGUAGGAAGUAUCCGGUGGAAGAUAUCAGAGCACCUGAGCUGUCCGGUGGAUAAUGUCCAAAUCUUUGCCAAUGAUAGUGUGCUGACCAUGAAUCGGGAUCAGAAGCUGCUGUCCCAGCUUGGCUUCAGUGACGAGCAGAGCCUGACUGUGAAGAGCUCAGGCACUGGCACUCCCUCUGGCAGCUCCGAGUCCUCAGCCUCCGCCUCUAGCAGUUCCAGCUCAGCCGUCUUCAACUCUGCCUACGCCUUGGAGCAGGAGAAGUCCCUGCCCGGUGUGGUGAUGGCUUUAGUGUGUAAUGUGUUUGAGAUGCUUUACCAGCUGGCUAACCUAGAUGAGUCCAGGAUCACUCUUCGUGUGAGGAAGCUGCUGCUGCUGAUUCCAACAGAUCCUGAAGUGCAGGAUGCUCUUGACAACUUUGUUCCCAAAGAAUCCAGCGUCUGGAGCCACCAGAAGACGCUCUUUACCCUCGGCCAGGGUACAGGCUCUCGCUCUCCAUCCAUGUCUUCAAAGCAGCAGCAUCAGCCCAGUGCUGCAUCCAUCCUGGAGUCCCUUUUCAGAUCUUCUGCCCCGGGCAUGUCUACAUUCAGAGUGCUAUACAACCUAGAGGUGUUGAGUUCAAAGCUCAUGCCCACAUCUGAUGAUGAAAUGGCCAAAACCAGCAGCAAGUCCUUCUGUGAGAACUUUCUUAAAGCAGGAGGCCUCAGUCUGGUGGUGAAUGUUAUGCAGAGAGAUUCCAUCCCAUCAGAAGUGGACUAUGAGACCAGACAAGGGGUCUACUCAAUCUGUCUGCAGCUGGCCAGGUUUCUUCUAGUUGGUCAGAGCAUGCCUGCAGCGCUGGAUGAUGAUGUCAUCAGAGAUGGUGAGGCGCUAUCGUCGCGUCCGUUCCGUAACGCUGGACGAGCCGGCCGACAGCUGUCUCUCUGUGGAACUCCAGAGAAGUCGUCCUACAGACAGAUGUCUCUGUCCGAGCGCUCAUCCAUAAGAGUCGAGGAGAUCAUACCUGCUGCUCGUGUCGCUAUUCAGACCAUGGAGGUGGGAGACUUCACCUCCACUGUGGCCUGUUUCAUGCGUCUGACUUGGGCGGCUGCCGCAGGACGAUUGGAUCUGGUUGGAAGCCCUCAGCCAAUCAGAGAGACCCACAGCUCACUUCUGCCGCAGGGAGUCCGUACCCGAGUCAGCAGUACAGGAAGUAACUGCAGCUCCAGCAGUGAGGGUGAGACCACGCCAACAGCUCUGCAUGCUGGGAUAUGUGUCAGACAGCAGAGUGUCUCCAUCAAAGAUGCCAUCAUCGCCCGUGAGGCCUUGUCACUGCUGGUUACCUGUCUGCAGUUACGCUGUCAGCAGCUGUGUUCUUUUUACAACCUUCCCUCCGUCAGUGAUUUUAUCAUUGAUGUUCUUUUGGGAUCACCCAGUGGAGAGAUCCGUCGUGUGGCCUGUGAUCAGCUGUACACGCUCAGCCAGUCUGACACUUCAGCCUUCCCUGAAGUCCAGAAGCCCAAUUUGUUCCUCCUUUCAGUUGUUCUCACUGCUCAGCUGCCUCUGUGGAGUCCCACAUCUGUCAUGAGAGGGGUCAACCAGAGGUUGUUGUCCCAGUGCACUGAAUACUUUGAUCUACGAUGCCAGCUUCUGGAUGACCUGACCACGUCAGAGAUGGAGGUUUUAAAAGUGAGUGCAGCCACCAUGCUGGAGGAUGAGAUCUCUUGGCUCGACAACUUUGAGCCCAGCUGGAGCUCUGAGAUGGAGACCAGCGAGGCGGAUAACAUCCUCCUGGCAGGGCACCUCAGACUCAUCAAGACGCUGCUGUCACUCUGUGGCAACGAGAAAGAGCAUCUCGGUCCAUCCCUCAUCCAGCAGCUGUUGGAUGACUUCCUGUUUCGAGCCUCUCGUAUCAUCAUCAACAGUUCCAACCCUACUCCUUCCCCGGCUCCCAGCCACGACUUCCACCCAAAGUGCAGCACGGCCAGCAGCAGACUGGCAGCCUACGAGGUGCUGGUGAUGCUGGCAGACAGCUCUCUCCCAAACCUGCGGCUCAUCACCAGAGAGUUAAUGUCCAUGCACCACCAGUCAGAUCCUUCCCUCUGCAAGGAGUUCGAUUAUCUUCCCCCUGUAGAGAGCCGGUCAGUCUCAGGUUUUGUUGGACUGAAGAACGGUGGAGCCACAUGUUACAUGAACGCUGUGUUCCAGCAACUUUAUAUGCAGCCUGGCCUGCCAGAGGCUUUCCUGUCCAUUGAGGACGACACAGACCAGCCAGAGGAGAGUGUCUUCUAUCAGGUCCAGUCUUUGUUUGGCCACCUGAUGGAGAGCAAACUGCAGUACUACGUACCUGAGAACUUCUGGAAGAUCUUCAAGAUGUGGAACAAAGAGCUGUAUGUAAGAGAACAGCAGGAUGCUUAUGAGUUCUUCACCAGCCUGGUGGACCAGCUUGAUGAGCAUCUAAAGAAAAUGGGUCGAGAACAGAUCUUCAAAAACACAUUUCAGGGAAUUUUCUCCGACCAGAAGAUUUGUAAAGAUUGCCCUCACCGAUAUGAGCGCGAAGAGACAUUCAUGGCGCUGAACCUUGGAGUAACGUCCUGUCAGAGUUUAGAGAUUUCGCUGGACCAGUUUGUCAGAGGAGAGGUGCUAGAGGGCAGCAACGCCUACUAUUGUGAGAAAUGCAAGGAGAAGCGGACCACAGUGAAGCGGACGUGUAUCAAAUCCCUCCCCAGCGUUCUCUGUAUUCACCUCAUGCGCUUCGGCUUCGACUGGGAAAGCGGACGCUCCAUCAAAUAUGAUGAGCAGAUUAGAUUUCCCUGGGUGUUGAACAUGGAGCCCUACACCGUCUCUGGAAUGGCUCGUCAAGACUGCAGUGGAGAGGGAGGCGAAGGGAGAGGUGAUGGGACCUCAGGAGGGUCACCCAGGAAGAAAGUCACCAUUUCUGAGAACUAUGAGCUCGUGGGAGUGGUUGUCCACAGUGGUCAGGCGCAUGCCGGACACUACUACUCCUUCAUUAAAGACAGACGCGGCAGUGCUCGUGGACGUUGGUACAAGUUCAAUGACAACGUGGUGGAGGAGUUUGAUAUGAACGAUGAAACUCUGGAGUACGAGUGCUUCGGUGGGGAGUACCGUCCCAAAGUUUAUGACCAAUCCAACCCAUACCCUGAUGUGCGGAGGAGGUACUGGAAUGCAUACAUGCUGUUUUAUCAGAAGAUCAGUGACCAGAACUCACCUGUCCUGCCCAAGAAAAGCAGAGUCAGCAUUAUGAGGCAGGAAGCUGAGGAUCUUACACUGUCUGCACCGUCCUCCCCUGAUGUUUCCCCUCAGUCCUCUCCUCGCCCCCCAAGAGCCAACAACGACCGCCUCACCCUCCUCACCCGCCUGGUCCGUAAGGGAGAGAAGAAGGGCCUGUUUGUAGAGAAGAUGCCCGCCAGCAUCUAUCAGAUCGUGAGAGAUGAGAAUCUGAAGUUCAUGAGGAACAGAGACGUCUACAACAGCGACUACUUCAACUUCACCCUCUCCCUGGCCUCAGUCAACGCAACAAAGCUGAAGCAUCCAGACUACCAGCCAAUGGCCAAAGAGAGUCUCCAGCUGGCUGUUCACUUCCUCUUCCACACCUACCUGCACACUAAAAAGAAACUCCGCGUGGACACAGAGGAAUGGAUGGCGACGGUGGAGGUGUUGCUGUCUAAGAGCAGUGAGGCGUGUCAGUGGAUGGUGCAGUACUUGGUGGGACCAGAGGGACGAGAAAUCACCCGGGUUUGUCUGUUGGAGUGCAGCAUAAGGGAGGUGAGGGUGGUGGUGGCAUCCAUCCUGGAAAAGACUCUGGAGAGCGCGCUUCACUUCGGAGACCCGGGAUUGGACAAUUUGACUGACACCCUGCUCUCCUUAUUGGACAAAGACGUCUCUGAGAAUGUGAAAAACUGUGCGCAGUACUUUAGCCUCUUCAGCAACUUCGCUCAGAGGGGUUGCGGUCCUUGUCAGUUGUUGUUAAAACACUCAGCUUAUCGUCGGAUGCUCAUCUUCCUGUUGGGACCCAACAGGCAGAACAACCAGAACCGACGGUGGAGUCCAGCUCAGGCUCGAGAGUUUCUUCACCUCCACAGCACUCUGGCCCUCAUCACUCUGCAUUCUGACCUCGGCCCCCAGCGGACACAGGCUCCAGGAGGGUUUAAGCUUCGUGUGAGCAGCGUCCCGUCCUCAACGCCACUCCUCCCGCUACAUGCAGACAUCCUGGCCUCACUCUUCACUCCAGAAGGACAGCCUUACCUUCUCGAGGUGAUGUUUGCCAUGCGUGAGCUGUCAGGGCCCCUCUCUCUCCUGAUAGAAAUGGUGACCUACUGCUCGUACUGUAAUGAGCCCUUCUCCCUGGGAGUGCUGCAGUUACUCAAGGCCCAGCUGGAAACGGCUCCACCUCAUGAACUGAAGAACAUUUUUCAGAUGCUGCAGGAGCUACUAGUUGUGGAAGAUCCUCUGCAAUCCCAGAGACUGAAGUACGCUUUUGAGUCAGAGAAAGGCCUGUUAGCUCUGAUGCACCAGAGCAACAACGUGGACAGUCGACGCUGCUACCAGUGUGUAAAGUUCCUCGUCACAUUAGCUCAAAAGUGUCCUCCAGCCAAGGAUUACUUCAAGGACUUGUCUGGUCACUGGAGCUGGGCAGUGCAGUGGCUGCAGAAAAAGAUGACAGAACAUUACUGGACUCCACAGAGCAAUGUUUCCAAUGAGACUUCCACCAAUAAAACCUUCCAGCGCACUAUCUCUGCACAGGAUACCUUGGCCUAUGCCACAGCAUUGUUAAAUGAGAAGGAGCAGUCUGGCAGCAGUAAUGGCUCAGACGGCAGCCCGGCAAAUGAAAACGCCGACCGCAGCCUCCGACAGGGGUCGGAGUCUCCCAUGAUGCUCGGCGAUUCAAAGAGCGAUCUGGAAGACGUAGACUCCUAGCUCCUCCGAGCAGCGGGAUUCCUCCGAAGGAGAGGCAGCACAGCUCCGGGCAGUCAAUUGAAAGGGCUGCACUUCACCUCUGAUUGGUCCGGACAUUUGGGACUCCACAGCAAGCCAAUCAGAACACUUUGUCUCUCGGUCGCUACGGCAACGAAGGAGCUAUGAAUAAAUCAUGAAUUACUUCCUUUCAGACCAGCCAAGGCGAUGAUGGAGAUGCAUUAUCAUUAAGGGCAGCAGAGUUGAUGAGGGUUGGGAAGUGCAAAUAACCUUCCACAAUCACGGAUGACUUCAGUUUAUCCUUUUAUUCAUUCAUUCACUCAGAAUGACAGCGAAGGUGGAGGAUGGGUUUGGGUUGUGUUUUAACAAUUUUCUGCUCAUAUUUGCCAAUGUAUCUACAUAGACAUAUUCAUAUUGUAAAGAUUUGUUCCAUAGAUGUAAUUUCCAGUGUAAGAUAAUAUUUUAAAGUCUCCUGUGCUCUUCUCCACGACCACGCAAAAUCGCGGGAGGCCACGUUAGCCGCUCUAGAGGGACUUUCAGACCGGUGUGUGCGCUUGUACGAUAAACACCUCCACACACACACACGAGCACUAGGGAGCGGGGUGGGGUCAAGUAUGCACUUUAUAGUCCAGCCCAGUCUUAUUGUGACGUACAGCAGCACCGGUCGGUUCCUCUAGAGCCCCCUCGCACUCGUGUCCUCCUCUCCUUUUUGCUUUUAACAACUUAUUUUUGCAGUGCCACUUAUGCAGACACACGCAAGCUCUGAUAGCGAGCCGCUCUGCCUGUGACUUGACCUCUGACCCCCCCACACCAGGCGACCACAGUCGUAGCCAUGGGGGACGCAGUACGGGGCAGGCGAUGUCCUGGAAACGGGACCGAUCCGGGCCCCUCAGCAGAUCCAAAACAAGCAGUGCCACGGUCAGCACUCUUCCUCCACUACUCCUUUUUGCUGACAGGCAGCCUCGCGUGCUGGAUUUUAUUCUUUUUCAUCGCUGUGUUUUAUUUUUUUCUUUUGCCACUUUUCUUUAACUCUGGAUGCCGGAGAGGAUCUUUAGGGACUCAAGCCUUAUGCAAGAAAAGCUGAUCUCGAAGCGCACGGAUCAGUCAUGGUGGGCCGCCAGUGCCGACUGAGGGGGAGCUCAGGAGCAUGUUUUAUUUUUAGGUGCCAAGGUUUCAUACACACACACACACACACACACACACACAGACAAAGAACAACACAUUGUAAUAGAAUUUGUGGGGAAAAAAAACAUGCAAGCGUGUGUCAUUCAUCACUUCACUUCGCUCAAAACACAAAGAACAGGUCCUCACCUCACUGUUACCUCUGCUUUAUCACUUUUUUUCCAAUGGACUUUUCUUUUUUUUUUUUUGUUUCGCUUUUGUCUACCUUUGAAAACGCACACAGAGGAGCUAAACCCAAAUGUAGCUCUAGUGUUCACUGGAGAGCAAACGCCCGUGUGUUACCAUCAUCCCUAAACCAAUCAUCGGGAGACUUGAAGUGCCUUAACCUCCCGAUCUCCCUCCCCAUCGCACGUCCGAUGCUGUAUCAUCACAUCUCCGACAAAGCGUGUCAAUGUCUGCUCCACCUGUGACGCCGGACCAGUAUCUCCUGUGGUCAUGUAGUCUCGCUGUAGGGGUGCAACAGGGCUUCUUCAUCUCCAUUAUUCCCCAGACUAAUACAGGGAAAACUUCCUCUGUGUGUUGUGACAAAGGCUUGUAGGAAUGUAAUGUGAUUGUGUGUGUGGAUGGGGGAGGGCGGGGGUGUAAGUUUUACCCUAACGAAACAGGGUUUAGGCAUCAGGACAGGGUUUUGGUGAUGGUAAAAUGCUGCUUCUUUCCACUGUGUGCUCAAGCGGAGACACUUUGUAGUUACUGAUUUAUGGUAGUUUAAAUGAAGCCACACUUUCGCUCACAUGUUGUGGAGGCCUAAGCUAGCUUUGCAGAUUGGUUGAUGCUACAGGUACGGACCCGUACCCGUAGCGGAUACGGGUCCGUAUCUGUAGACACUACCUUGCAGAUUAGCUCUCAGCUUUAACAGGUCAAUGUUUACAGUGUGAGGACCUACAAGGCAAUCAUGCAGAAUGGUUUUCUGUUUAGACUCAACUUGCGAUCACACCACCGAGGCUCCUCUGCGUCCUCGCGGCUCGAGGAGAGGGAAGACACUGUUUUAGCCCUUCCACACACCCCCUCCAGCCCCGCCCUCCCCUCCAUUACCCUCUCGAUCUCACUAGAUGUGAAUGUCACAUCGUGCUCUCCGGCACGUUUGCAUGUGUGGCAGCAAGUGGUGGUGAAGUUUGUCUUUUUCUGUGUGACGGAAACAAAUCAGCCCCCCGUGUUGUUUGCUGUGUAAUUUGGUGUCAUUAGCACUUACUGUCACAAACACACGCCCCUUCUCUGAGGCUGAUUACGCGCUAUCCGAGGGAAGCUGCAUGCAGUCUGUGCCAAGAUACAUGGCCAUGGCAACAUGAGUUGCAUUCAGCCGAGAGUCUCUUAGAUUUGUCCCUCUGCUACAUCACCCACAACUACUUAAAAAUGGUGAAAAAAAAACUUCAAAAACAAUCUCUUGUUUUAAUCCUGGGAUGCAGGGAGGGAUGGGUAAGUGCGUGGGGAGGGAUUGGCAUCUAUACGGGUUUUUACUGUCAUUCAAUUUUGAAGAUUCACUUCUGACAUCGCAGGAUUCUGUAAUGCAUGUUAAAACUCAGUUUUAAUUUGUACAUCAGAGUUUGAUUAAGGGGAAAUUUGAUAUAAAAUAAACUGGAAUGCACAACC
Acanthochromis polyacanthus (spiny chromis) is the source of this 10721-nucleotide messenger RNA. It is a transcript of the gene usp24, whose product is annotated as ubiquitin specific peptidase 24. Gene Ontology annotation, biological process: protein deubiquitination. Lineage: Eukaryota; Metazoa; Chordata; Actinopteri; Pomacentridae. Gene Ontology annotation, cellular component: cytosol; nucleus. The record is from RefSeq and is a predicted model, not a curated record. The transcript is spliced from 66 exons. The coding region runs from base 165 to 7955 and encodes 2596 amino acids. Gene Ontology annotation, molecular function: protein binding; cysteine-type deubiquitinase activity; cysteine-type endopeptidase activity.